UCGGCGGAGAAAUAACGAAAUGGUAGCAACGAAAAGUGUAGCUUUUUUGCUGUGUUUGCUCUACAUGAUCAAACUCUCAACAGCAAGGGACUACAAGUGUGUGCAAGAAGAAAAUCAUUGUAUAUUUCGUGACGUUCAACUGAAAUCUACUGAUUCACUCACGAAAACCACAUUUUCAUCGGACGUGAAUUCACCGAAGGUAUUAAAAUUCGAAUCAUCAUCAAUAGUUCAGCUUCCGCCAGCGAUCUUUCAAAAGUUCCCCAAUAUUGAAGUGCUGGAUGCAAGUUUUUGUGGACUAAAAAAUCUUCAAAGUGAUUCGUUCUCCGAUGCCAGGAAUAUCAGAGAAGUGAAUCUUACCGGGAAUAAAAUUGCAAUAUUACGAAACUUCGCUUUCGAUGGAGCACCAAAAAUCAGUAACUUGGACCUCACUCAAAAUGACAUCAGUGAAAUACAGGAAAAUGUAUUCGAUGGAUUGACUGAGCUGAAAAUCCUAAGUCUGGGGAAUAACCGACUUGCCACCCUACCAUCUAGAAUGUUCAACGCUUUAUCCUCUUUAGAGGUCGUAGAGCUACAAAAUAACUUGCUCUCCAAAAUCAAUGACGAUAUGUUUACGAGCUGUACAUCUUUAAUAACGUUGAAUGUUUCCCACAAUGCACUGCAAAAAUUUGACCUCCGUCAAUUUCUCAGGGAUUGGUCGGUAGAUGCCAUCGAUGUUAGUUUCAACCGACUUAAAACCAUUCGCAUUCCAAAAAAUCUGCGAAAACUUGUCGCCUCCAACAAUCAAAUUCGAUCAGUUGAAGCAAUUGGAAAGGAUCCAGCACUAAUUUUUCUCAGACUGUCGCACAACAAACUAACAAGUGUUGACCAAAUUCCAAGUUUGAACAAACUAAUCACUCUGGAUAUGUCCUACAAUCAGUUACAAGAUUUUGAUUUCAAUUCGGUUACAAAAUUCAAAAACCUAAUUCUACUGAAAUUGGAUGGGAAUCAACUGUCAACCAUAUCCAAUACGUUGACGAGCGACGUAACCUAUUUGAAGUAUGUUCAUCUGGCCCACAAUCGACUGACUCAUUUGGACAUGGACGUUCUAAGGACUGUACCACGAAUCAUUAAGCUAGACCUCGGUUACAACAAACUUACGGAGCUGACAGCAAAACGCUUAAGUGAUAAAUUUCCGGUGCUAGUUCGCCUCGUAUUAGAUGGAAACGAUUUCCGGUGUGAGCAGAGUGCUGAACUGAUGAAGGAUCUUAAAUAUGCCAGCACCGAAUAUAAGAGCACCUCCAAUCAGUGCAAGGUAGAGCAACGUCUGGUGAAUGGAAUUUGCUGCUCCUAGGAGGAUAGCUUAAUUCGAAUGAACACUUUUUUAAUAACGCGAAUACAAUAUUUACUUUUAA
Molecule: messenger RNA, 1391 nt
Organism: Topomyia yanbarensis
Lineage: Eukaryota; Metazoa; Arthropoda; Insecta; Diptera; Culicidae
Product: carboxypeptidase N subunit 2-like
Exons: 2
Coding region: 20-1330 (436 amino acids)
Molecular function (GO): protein binding
Source: RefSeq, a predicted model, not a curated record